This is a messenger RNA of Closterium sp. NIES-65, 1674 nucleotides long. Lineage: Eukaryota; Viridiplantae; Streptophyta; Zygnematophyceae; Desmidiales; Closteriaceae. The record is from the annotation of a GenBank genome assembly.
AUGGAAAAAACAGAGUGCGACCUAAUGUUCUCUCUCCCUUCCUCCCCACCUUGCCAUUCUUCUCCAUGCACCCAGCGCCGGUUCACCGAGGCCAUAGCGUGUCUGCGCCCGCAGCAGUGGUCUUCAUCUCCUCCUCACUUCCCCCCCUCCCUCCACUCCCCCCCCCUCCCUCCACUUCCCCACCUCCCUCCACUUCCCCCCACCCCCCUGUGCAGCCAGCGCCGGUUCAACGAGGCCAUAACGUGUCUGCGCCCGCAGCAGCGCUUCUCCCAGCUUCUGCACAAGAUGCAGAUCCUCGGCUGCGGCCCCCGCCCUGGGGGAGCGGGGGGAGCGGGGGGAGAGGGAGAAGCGGGGGGAGCAGCUGGAGUGGAGGGGGCGGGAGGAGCGGGGAAAGUGGGGCAAGCAGGAGAGAGCAAAGGGGGACCGGGGCAAGGGGAAGCGAGGCAAGGGGGAGUGGGUGAGGAGGGCAGUAAGCUAGCGCGUGCUGGCUCUAAGAGUGAGAUUGGCCGUGACGGUGACCCUCACUCUGUCUUCCAUUUCCCCACUUCCUCCCCUUCUCACUCCCCUUCUCACUCCCCCUCUAACUCUCCCUCUCACUCCCCGUCUCAUGCUCGCUCGCCCUCCCGCCCGCGCGCCUCAAGUGUGGAGGUCCCGAGGGAGGGGGAGGUGAUGGUGCCGGCAGCAGUGCCGGCAGCAGCGGCGGCGCGCUCCCCCGUGCUGCUGCUGAUUGGGGGAGGCGCGGGCGCUGGCAAGUCAACUGUUGUGAAAGAAAUCAUGAAACGCCCCUUUUGGGCGCGCAUGGCGCCACACGCGGUGGUGGUUGAUUCCGACGCGUUCAAAGAGAAGGACGCAAUCUUCCGCGCGCUCUCCGCUGACCGGCUGAACGACGCCGCCCGGAUCUCACAGCUCGUGCACGAGGAGUCGACCCGGGCGGCGCAGUCAACGCUGGUAACCGCGCUGAACAAUGGGAGAGACGUGAUAUUCGACGGGACCAAGUCGUGGGCCCCGUUUGUGCAGCAGACGAUUGCGAUGGCUAGACAGGUGCAUGAGAGACGGUUUCGCAUGGGGCCGGGGUAUCAAGUGAGAGAGGAUGGGAGUGUGGUGGAGCGGUAUUGGGAGGAGGUGGACGAGGAGGGGGAGAGUGAUAGAGGAGUGGAGGAGGGGAGAGAGAGAUGGGAGGAGGAGGGGAGGGCGAUAGAGGGUGGAGAGGGGGUGGGGAGCGAGAGAGGGGAUGGGGAGGAGGAGAGGAGGAGGGAUAAGCCAGGAAAGGAGGGUCAGCACCGGCCGAAGCGGCACAACAGUCCGAGGAGGGUACUGGGAUCGAGCAGGGGAAGCUAUUGCAGCAGCGAGACGGGGCAGGGGAAGGGGGGCAUGGAGGGGGCCCGGCAGGGAGGGGGGAUGUGCUGGGAGAGGAGGGGGCAGAGGGGAGGCAGUGAGCAGCGGCUGCCGUAUCGGAUCGAGCUGGUGGGCGUGAUGUGUGACGCGCACCUGGCUGUUGCUCGCGGCAUGCGGCGAGCCAUUUUGAGCAGGAGGGGAGUGCCGGUGCACAAGCAGCUGCAGUCGCACAGGCGGUUUGCCAGCAGCGUGGAGGCGUACUGUGACCUCGUUGACGUGGCUACUCUCUACUGCACCGACCACACGGGCGGGCCGCCACAGGUUAGUGGGAGUCAAUGA